GGGUGCGGAAAAGCGGUGUCGCGGAAAAUGCAUUUCCCGGUGGUGCAAGGCGCAGGCGGUUCGCGCGGGGGGAGGUGCAUGCGAUGAUGGACAUCGUAUUGAUUUCUAUCUGCCCGCUCCUCCCUUAUUGUAGCGGUGCAGGGCGCGCCAUCGAUCGUUGCACCGGUUUUUAAAUUAACACCCCGUCAUCUGUGGCUGCGGCCUCUUGCGCCUUCCACCCUCGCGCUCGCGCGUGCAGUUGUUGCAGCGUGCAUCGCGCGCCACACGCUGCAAUUGCAGUUGCAGUGUUAAGUGAACUGUAGUGAAUUUUUAUUUUAUUUUGAACAUUCGAAGCAGCUGCGUUACGUGGCCGUCUUUUACGGCCUACGACGGUAUCUACGACGUGUUUAUUGCACUCUAAUGAUGAGCCACUGAUGAACAUUUCGUGGAAAAAGCCAUUAGUCGAGUGACACUAUUUUUAAUUAAAUGCAUUUCAUUUUUUAACAUGUGCUCGAAUCAAAACACACAACCAAAACGCAAUACUCAAAACACAAUAACAAGCUUUAAAAUAAAAUAAUUCGAAACAAAUAGCAAUAAAGGAGACAAAUAAAGCGUGGUUAUAAAAAAAAUUAGAAAAAACGCGAGCGGUGACGCAGCUAAGCGAGCAAGCAAGCUAAGGAUAAGCGUUAGAAAAGCAGCAAGAGUGGGUGAUUCAAGAGCAGUAAGCGUGGAAUGCGCAAGAGUGGAGUAUAGCGCGCACGCACCUAACGGCCCCGCCGUGCCGCCCUCAGAACACCCGGCCAUGGCGACCGAAACUGGCGGCGCCGCGGUCGGCGCGGGCGGCGAGCAACAAUACUCGCUGCGCUGGAACGACUUCCACUCGGCCAUGGUCUCCUCCUUCCGGCGCCUGCGCGACGAGCAGGACUUUGUCGACGUCACGCUCGCCUGCGCCGGCGCCACCUUUUCUGCACACAAGGUGGUUCUAUCAGCGUGCAGUCCCUACUUCCGUCGUUUGCUAAAAGCCAAUCCUUGUCAGCAUCCCAUCGUCAUCCUGCGAGACGUUCACGACAAAGAUAUGGAGAGUUUACUCAGGUUCAUGUAUCAAGGCGAGGUGCACAUCGGGCAGGAGCAACUCAAGGAGUUUUUGCGCGCGGCGCAGUUGCUUCAAGUGCGCGGGCUCACCGAUGUGCCACCGCCCGCGCCGCUUGCCACCAUCGAACAAAAGUCAUCACCGCAAUCGGCAUCAUCAUGGACGGAGAGCGGGUCAGUGGCAUCCCGUGAGGGCCGCGAGGGCCGCGAAGGAAGGGACCGCGAGGGCCGACGCGCGCGCAAGCCCGACGACGCCGCUGGCACACCGCCGCCUAAGCGCGCGCGCUCCUCCGAUCUCUACCAGGCGCAAUUGAAGAGCAGGUGUAGGACGGAGCAGCUUUUGGUCGCGCAGGGCGCGAGCCCCGAGCGGCUCGCCGCCAACGGCCACGAGCUCAUGUUUGGCCAGUCACUCGACGCCUCAAAUCCGCACCUUUCUACUUCUAACAACUUGUCAGGCGACGGCGAGGAGUCAUCGUCAGAUGCAGGCGCGAGCGAUACGGAGGGCGAACCGCGCGCUAAGCAAGAGCCGCUCGACUACGACGACGCCGCAGCCGCUGCGCUACCCAACUCCAACGGUGCUCUGCCGCACAACUUUCCCAACCUGCUCAAUCUGCCCGGAUUCCCAGGACUCCCAGGCCCUUCAGGAAUGCCAGACAACUUCGGCGCAUGCCGUCGGACUCAGGACCUGCUGCGCGUGCGCGCCACAGACCCACGGCCCUGUCCCAAGUGCGGUAAGAUCUACCGCUCAGCGCACACGCUACGCACGCAUCUCGAGGAUAAACACACCGUAUGCCCUGGAUACCGAUGCGUGCUGUGCGGUACGGUGGCCAAGUCGCGUAACUCGCUGCACUCACACAUGUCGCGGCAGCACCGCGGCAUCUCCACUAAAGACCUGCCUGUACUGCAGAUGCCCACGCGUUUCGACCCCGAACUCGCUAGCCAGCUGCUGGCCAAGGCGGGCGUGAAAGUAUCUCCGGAGCAGCUGCGCGCACGCGCGUCACCGACAGGCCCGCGCCGCUCCGAUAUCAAGCUGGACGCCAAAUCAGCUGCCUCAGAGACAUCGUCGCUGUGUGGCGGCGACGACCACGACGACCUUUCCCAGUCUCGCUACCAAGACAGCUUACCCGUCUCACCACCACAUAUAAAUAGCCUAGCGAACACGACAAUCACCAAAGUGCCGGCGGUGCGCGCUGUCACCGCCAAAGCUGUGGAGAGCCUGCCGCACGGCCUGAGCGGUCUCGGACCCGACGACUACCGGCCCGGCUUCGGCGCCGGUUCCGCACUACUCGACACCUACCUGCAAUACAUCGGGGAGAACCUCGCAGGCAUGAACGCGGCGAAGUUGGCGCAGAUGAACGCGAUGCACAUGGAUCGGAAGACGUACGACGAGCCUUCGCCGCAGAUGGGCUCGCUGCCGCCGCCGCCGACCACGCUGGCGCAUCAGCGCUACCUUAAGCAGAUGCAGCGCCAGUACACCGACAAUAUGAGCAAACCGGACAUCGCGCGCGACGCCGACGAGCCGCUGGACCUCGGCAAGGAGCGGCCGCGCAGCGCAGUGGUGGGCGCGGACGGCGAGGGCGACCGGCACGAGGCGGACAAGGAGGGCGAGUACUACGGCAAGGAGUACGAGGAGGGCCGCGCCGCCAGCGCCGAACGCGACCUGGAUCGCCACGAGUCCGAGUACGCGGAGGAGGAACGCGCCCACGCCCGCGCCGCCGCCUCGUGAGCCGCCUCGCGCCUCACCACGCUUUGUUGAAGAUUUCAAACGGUGCUUGAGUGUUAUGUUUUAUGGCCGCUAGCCGGCCGGUUCGUUUUGCGAUUAAUGUAGUUGCGGUUUCAUUGUUGACCCGUGGAAUGUCGUUGGUGCCAUUUCCGAUAUUGUAAUGUAAAUUAAACUUAGUAUUUAAUACUUGGGAGGGCCCGCUCCACUCCCCGCGGCAAAGGCCGCGGCCCUUUCACGAGUAGCCCCUCACUCACUGUCGUAGUCGACGCCACUCGCGUGCGGAAUGUAGUAUCGUAAAAGACUAGCGUAGUAUUUUGUAACGUGUAUGUAAGGUCCCCCUCACGUAGCUGGACCUCUACAUAGUAAUUCCAUCCAUCUACCUCAGCGACCGGGCCUUAACGGCUGCGUUAUUAUAUCCACAAAAAUUGUGAAUUCCAUCCAUCUACCUCACUUCAAUAGAUUUUAUUUAAUAUUUUAUACAAUUUAUAGAUAUAAUAACUGUUGUUUUAUGCAUUUUGCAGAUGGCAUUUAUAUACUAUAUAGAGUAUAUCGUAGGUAAAUAUAUGCAAGUCAGUAGGUGAUGUUAGUGCUGCCCGUAGACACGUCGUGUACCGUUUGUUCAAACGAGUAGAGUUCGCACUCACUAGAGGCAGUCAGUAGCUCACAGUCACCGCCGCGCGGGCGGCCGCGGCAAUCGCCGACUCGCAAGCCGCGAACCGCCGCCGCCUACGCGUUCUCAUCUUGAUCAACGCACUAACUUUUAUGUGUAGACACAUAGUUAUCUUUGUAUACGAACAAAUAUGACAGAGCUUAAAUUCGUACUGUUAUUGAUUACUAUACUUAUUAUAAAUCGAUUCAUAUAAUGACGUUUGUGUACCUCUACGUGUAGAGAAUCGUUAACUGCAAUCGUUUAUUAAAGUACAACGCGACAAUUAUAAUAUUAUUACGAUUGUAGUAAAAUUGAUACAAACAAAAAAGAAACGUAAAGACCUAUACUGCCUUGAGACUGAAUAAGAUAUUCAAGGGCCAGCCGCGCGGCUCUCCCGCGCAGCGGAUUUAAAGUUCAAAAUGAGAACAAAAGGGACGUUGUAUAUAAAUUGAGGUGAUAUGUAAAGUACCGUAAUGAUAACAAAUAGAAACAAAAGCAAUAAAUAAAGUAUACCUUGAUGUUGCCUUCGAUUGUGUAUAUAGGACGUGUAGACGAGUUGUAUUGGUUUGUGACGGAUGAACCUUUUAUUGUAUUGUAAUAGACACGAGGAGGAUUACUUUGUAGAAUGAUAAUGAUGUGGGCUCGUUACUUAAAUAACAAUUACUGUGAUUACAAUCUCAUAUUAGCCUUCAUACUUUAUACAUAUUUUUUAGAGUACAAUGUUAUAGUUAUUUAGUAUAUCGUAAGAGUAAUUGGUAAGCGAGUCACAAAUUAUAUUUACUUCCCUGAACUUUAGGAUUCACAAUAUUUAAGUAAUUAGAGCAAUAGGUGAAGCAUUUAAUCUUUUAUAUGAGAGAACGUGUGCACUCGGCGGCGAGCCGCGGCAGCGGAAGCGCACGCCUUUCGCAACCGAGCCCGUGCGGCGCAGCCGCCGCUCAGCCGCCGCGCGCGCACCUAGAAUAAGCGCUACGGGUUGAUCGAGUAUAAUUUAGUAUAUUAGUGAGAUUGACGAGUUGGACAGUUUGGUUUGCGUUUCUAGAUUAACCUUGUUGACAGUUAACAGUGUUGCCAUAGUGAGUAAUUAUUUUUGACAGUAUUUAAAAUAAGUUUCGAUUGUUUAGAGAGACGAGUGCUUCGUUCGUGUUUGAUUAGUACGUUAGGUAAAGAUUAACUCUGUAUAAUAUGUCGCCGCCCUGCGGCCAAAGUUCCGACCUCGGAUGCACGUAUACCUUACAAAUAGCAUUAACCAAUAGCAGUUACCAGAUUGUAUCUAAUUAAGCAGAAGUAUAUUUUUUCAAAGCACACAUAGAUACGCAGAUGAAGAGCAGCGGGCGAGCACAACUCGCGUCGGAUGGAGACCCCUCUACCUUUCACCCCUGAGCUAACCGCCGCCGGGACUUUUGCCCGACCGCUGCGUCGUUAUUAAUACAAAAUAUUAUAUACCAGUGAAGAUAUAUUAAUUAGGACUUUAAGUCGAUCAUUAUUCUCUCUGUAUUGUAUAAAUUUUACGUUUAGUUACCUCUUCGCGAACUUCGGAAGUUCUAUUAUGUUUUUUCUUUUAUUUUAAAUGCAUAAUAACAAUGUCUGUACCUCAUUAGCAUGAUUACGUAAUAAUUGUAUCAUUUAUUUGCACACGCAUAGCACUGUAGCACGUCGCCUUAAGGCACUGUAGUGGUCAAUAAAGUUUCCAUGAAAUCCUAAUAACGGGAUUUAUGCUACUUAUUACGAGAAACGGUGACCUCUAACAAGUGCUACGCGAAACGCGACAAUGAAGCAGUGCGACGGAUGACCAAUUCUCAGUACACUGUUGACGGUUUUAAUAGUACCAAAAAAAUCCAUUUUGACUAUUUUACAAAGAACUGUUAGUUGUUAGAAAUCAUAUGGAACAUAGAUGUCUGUGUUAUCUUACCAUCUAGAAGUGCUAGUGAAACCGCGAACAGGUAAAAAGUAAUAAAAUACUAUAAAAGCACAAAAUUAUAAAUAAGUUGAAUCUCAAAUCCAAUGUCAAAAUAGCUGUUAAUUCCGCGUUGCUCUCACCGGCUCUUGGCGUCAGUUUCUUAAAACCGUGUUUCACGUUGAUUUUAUAUAUUUAAUUUGUCAAUCAGUAGUUCUACUUUAAAAUUCGCUUAUUCAAUGUACUUGUUACAAGGUUGCAAUAAGAAAAUGUAAGCGUAGCUUUUUGUUUAUUGACAGCAGUUCAGGGGCUUGACCAUCUAACCCGAAAGUCAGCCAUUAUAUUCAAAGUGAAAUGUUGUCAUUUGAAAACCCAUUUGCUGUUUCAAUUUCUAAAGUCCAUUCAUGCUUUUAGAAAUUGUAAAGGAUUUAAGAUUUCCCUCUGAACGCCGAGCUGGCUUUCAAUUUUGGUUAGGGAGCUGUUGUUCUUUGUAGGUUUGUUAUUUGCUCCUGGAUACACGGUAUUCGGCUGGUCGCGUUGAAUACACUAGCGCCACAACCUCACAUAAUACGUUAACUGUAUUUACAUCCGACACGACUUUUUACUAACAAAGGUAUACAAAAUAAUUCAUAUGAUAGUUCUUAUGUCAAUGUCAAAAAUCGUGUCGGAUGAUGUGAAAUCGGCUUUUUGAAAUAUUGUUUUGUUUAUCGAUUCGGCCACCGCGCCUUCGCCGUGUACAUUAGUGUACUAGCUGUACGCUGCU
Messenger RNA from Hyposmocoma kahamanoa, 6097 nucleotides. RefSeq names its product protein abrupt (gene ab). The transcript has 14 exons. Gene Ontology annotation, molecular function: protein binding. Lineage: Eukaryota; Metazoa; Arthropoda; Insecta; Lepidoptera; Cosmopterigidae. The coding region runs from base 782 to 2794 and encodes 670 amino acids. Gene Ontology annotation, biological process: regulation of transcription by RNA polymerase II. The record is from RefSeq and is a predicted model, not a curated record. Gene Ontology annotation, cellular component: nucleus.